AUGGAUUACAAUUUACAACGUGCAAAAACGAGUUUUUUUUGUUACGAGCGCCCAACAUCAUACCGAUGUGAAGACAAAAACAAAACGAACCAUUCCUGUACGAACCGCUGUACGGUACGCUCCUGCAGCACACCACGGCCCCACUACUACAACUCUGUACACUCACACACGUAUUGGAUUGAGAAUCGAUCAGUUAUAUUUAAUGAAUUCACGCCGCAGUACGUGAACUCCGCAUUAUCCACAUAUAGGAUACCACCGUUGGACCCUACUGCAGAGAUGUGGUCAAAAAUGUUGCUGUUAAGUUUAAAUAUUUACAUUCUACUGUCGAUAGUGGAUGGCAGUAAAAUCAUUUUUUUGGAUACGGUGAUACAGAAAAAUCAUUUUAAUGAGACCUUAGCUACGAAUGAAACUGGACCUAUGAAUGAAAUUGUUUCUAUGGGUUCUAUGUUUUUAGAUAAUUUUAAUAAUGUAAAUAGACCUGUACACAUCAAUACAAUUACGAAUGAAACACAAAAUAUGAAUGAAACUAAAACUAUGAAUGAAACACAAAAUAUGAAUAAAACUAAAACUAUGAAUGAAACUAAACCUAUAAAUGAAGCUAACCCUAUAAAUGAAGCUAAACCUAUAAAUGAAGCUAAACCUAUAAAUGAAAUUAAACCCAUAAAUGAAACAAUUCAUCAUCAAGUACAAAACUCAACUUCAAAUGCAGAGAAAUUGACACUAGGUCUAUUAGAUGCGACAUUAAAUAUUGACAGAUCAAUUUACAGUUUACAAUCACAUGGGUCUAAUCAUGAUCAUAAUAUAGUUAUAUCACCGAUAUGUUUAGCGGCUGCUAUGUCACUUGUCCUUCUGGGAGCUCGUGGUGAAACCAAAACAGAAGUUGGUAAAUUGUUUGGUUACGAUGAGAUCACAUUAAGUCAUUUAUCUGACAAUGGUAACCACAAUUUUAAGGCUUUGGGAACAUUAUUGAAUUACUUUCAAACCAACUCCGGUGAAAAAUUGGGCACAGAAGUUAACCUAGCAAAAGCAAUGUUUAUUCAAAAUGGCUAUAAUCUUACAAACAAUUUUAUAAAAGCAGCUGAAGAUUAUUUAAGCACCAAAUUGGUUACAGUUAAUUUCAAAUCAGAUGGAGAACACACAAAACACAUUAUAAACCAAUGGGUGUCGAAUCAAACACGUGGAAAAAUCAAUGAUAUAUUGCCUGAUAUCCCUCCAGCAGAUACCAAGACUAUUAUUGCAAGUGCUUUAUAUUUCACAGGCGAAUGGGAGAACCCAUUUUUUAUCAACUAUACUAGAAUAAAGCCAUUUUGUUAUGGAGCAAUUAUUACUGGUGAUAGAAAAUCACCCAAACAAAACAAGGAUUGUAUAUAUGUCCAAAUGAUGGUAGGCAGUAGUGAAGUAUUAUUUCAUAAAAAUGAAGGAUUAGAGUUUAAAGCCAUAGGGCUACCAUACAAAGGGAAUCAAUUUAUAACAUAUUUUGUGCUUCCCGACGCAAAUGUCAGUUUAAGCAGUUUAACAGCAAAAAUGAAUGGAAAAACAAUCAAAAAUAUAACCAGAACUGCAAAGAUCACAGAACUUACAUACUUUGUGCCUAAAAUGACUCUUAAGUCUUUGACCAACCUACGACCAGUCUUGCAGAAUUUAGGAAUUAGCAAACUGUUUGACCCUUCAAAGGCUGAUUUAUCAAACAUGGCUUCAGAUCCAGGUUCUUACAUUGAUGAUAUUUUACAUCAAGUUGAAAUUGAUAUCAAUGAAAUUGGUACAGUGGCGUCGGCAGCUACUGUAGUAACUAUAACAAGAGGAGGACAGACUAUUUUUAAUGUAAACAAGCCAUUUAUAUUUUUUAUUCAUCAUGUAGAAAGCGAUACAGUAGUAUUUUGGAGUACUGUAUAUAAACCUAUGCCAUAUUCAAUGACACCACCAAAUUUAAACUCUUUUAAAAAAACAUAA
This is a messenger RNA of Macrosiphum euphorbiae (potato aphid), 1950 nucleotides long. The record is from the annotation of a GenBank genome assembly. NCBI's taxonomy places the organism in Eukaryota, Metazoa, Arthropoda, Insecta, Hemiptera, Aphididae.